This is a messenger RNA of Agelaius phoeniceus (red-winged blackbird), 4684 nucleotides long. The record is from RefSeq and is a predicted model, not a curated record. Lineage: Eukaryota; Metazoa; Chordata; Aves; Passeriformes; Icteridae.
AAAAGAUUAAAAAAAAAAAAAAAGAAGAAAGAAAAAAAGAUGAAGAUGCUUAAAUGCCUCCUGCCAAAAGUAAAGAGCGAAUCUCAGUUGCAAUGGCUCUGCUAAAACUUGAUCAUGCGGGAUUUCAAGCGAUAAAGAGCUGCCGGGCUGCUAUUUACUGCGGUGGGAACAAGUUGCAGGAUGAAAUCCAGGCGUUAAGGGACCUAUUUUCCACUUCACUGUUUGCAAAGGAAUCUACUGAAAUGACUUUGAGGAUCUUUAAACUGGAACUAUGUGGAGGGAGAAUGCAGGGAUAAAGCUGGCAAAGAUGAGGAAAAUUGGCUGUGCUCUCCUGGUACUCCAAGCUCUUCUGGCACCUUUGGAUCUUGUUCGUGGAGCAGAGAAAAAUUAUCCCAUCCUGAACAUUGCAGUGAUUCUGGGAAGGACCAAGUACAUAACAGAGAGAGAUAUCAGAGCUCUCUGGACCAGGGAAAUGUCAGCAGACCUGACUGUUGAUAUCAAUGUCGUGACUCUUCUUGUGAACCAGACUGACCCUAAGAGCAUCAUAACACAUGUUUGUGACUUGAUGUCAGGCACCAAGAUCCAUGGAGUGGUUUUUGGAGAUGACACUGAUCAGGAGGCAGUAGCUCAGAUUUUGGAUUUUAUUUCAUCUCAGACUUCUAUUCCAAUUCUUGGAAUUCAUGGCGGGGCCUCCAUGAUAAUGGCAGAUAAGGAUGUCAUGUCCACGUUCUUCCAGUUUGGGGCUUCCAUCCAGCAAGAAGCCAUUAUCAUGCUGAAGAUCAUGCAGGAUUAUGACUGGCAUGUGUUCUCUCUGGUGACCACCACUUUCCCUGGAUAUCGAGAUUUCAUCAAUGUCAUUAAGACCACUGUGGAAAACAGUUUUGUGGGCUGGGACAUGCAGAACGUCAUCAUACUCGAUACUGCCUUUGGAGAUGCCAAAACCCAAAUCCAGCUGAAGAAAAUCCAUUCAUCUGUCAUCCUGCUGUAUUGUUCCAAGGAUGAAGCUGUCUACAUCCUGGAUGAGGCUCGCUCCCUGGGCCUCACUGGCUAUGAUUUCUUUUGGAUAGUUCCCAGCCUGGUCAGUGGUAACACAGAAAUCACUCCCAAGGAGUUUCCUUCAGGACUCAUUUCAGCAGCUUAUGAUGAGUGGGACUACAGUUUAGAAGCUCGGGUGCGGGAUGGCCUUGGGGUCAUUGCCACAGCUGCCUCAGCCAUGCUGGAAAAGUACUCCUUCCUUCCUGAGGCACGAACGAGCUGCUAUGGACAGCUGGACAAAAACGACCGGCCCUCUCAAACCUUGCACAAGUUCAUGAUGAAUGUGACGUGGGAAGGCAGAGAUUUGUCCUUCACAGCAGACGGGUACCAGGCCCACCCCAGGCUGGUGGUGAUCGUGCUGAACAACGAGCGGGAGUGGGAGAAGGUGGGCAAGUGGGAGAACAACUCCCUGAGCCUCAAGUACUCGGUGUGGCCGAGGUACAGCUCCUUCGCGGACAGCGACCCCGAUGACAACCACCUGAGCAUCGUCACCCUGGAGGAGGCUCCCUUUGUCAUCGUGGAGGAUGUGGAUCCUCUCAUGGAGAGCUGCCAAAAAAACACCGUGCCAUGCCGGAAAUUUGUCAAACUUAACAACAAAACUAAUGAGGGAACGAACGUAAAGAAGUGCUGCAAAGGAUUCUGCAUCGAUAUCUUGAAGAAGUUGUCUAAAACUGUCAAGUUCACAUAUGACCUGUACUUGGUGACGAAUGGGAAGCAUGGCAAAAAGGUCAAUAACGUGUGGAACGGAAUGAUCGGUGAAGUGGUGUACCACCGGGCAGUGAUGGCUGUGGGCUCGCUCACCAUCAACGAGGAGCGCUCGGAAGUCGUUGACUUUUCGGUGCCGUUCGUGGAGACGGGGAUCAGCGUCAUGGUGUCACGGAGCAACGGCACGGUGUCACCAUCUGCUUUCCUAGAGCCUUUUAGUGCUUCUGUCUGGGUGAUGAUGUUUGUGAUGCUUCUCAUCGUGUCUGCCAUGGCUGUCUUUAUAUUUGAGUACUUUAGUCCUGUAGGAUACAACAGGAACUUAGCACAAGGGAGAGAUCCCCAUGGGCCAUCCUUCACCAUUGGAAAGGCAGUGUGGUUACUGUGGGGCUUGGUCUUCAACAACUCUGUGCCUGUGCAGAACCCCAAGGGCACCACGAGCAAGAUCAUGGUGUCAGUCUGGGCUUUCUUUGCUGUCAUCUUCCUGGCCAGCUACACUGCCAACUUAGCUGCCUUUAUGAUUCAAGAGGAAUUUGUUGACCAAGUGACUGGGCUGAGUGAUAAAAAGUUUCAAAGGCCUCAUGAUUAUUCACCUCCUUUUCGGUUUGGGACGGUCCCAAAUGGAAGCACAGAGAGGAAUAUCCGGAACAACUACCCUGACAUGCACCUCUACAUGACCAAGUUUAACCAGAAAGGAGUUGAGGAUGCCUUGGUCAGCUUGAAAACUGGGAAGUUGGAUGCUUUCAUCUAUGAUGCAGCAGUGCUGAAUUACAAGGCUGGAAGAGAUGAAGGCUGCAAACUUGUCACAAUAGGCAGUGGGUACAUCUUUGCCACUACUGGCUAUGGGAUUGCUCUCCAGAAAGGAUCACCUUGGAAGAGACAAAUUGAUCUCGCCCUCCUUCAGUUUGUGGGAGAUGGGGAAAUGGAAGAGUUAGAAACCCUGUGGCUGACUGGUAUUUGUCACAACGAGAAGAACGAAGUCAUGAGCAGCCAGCUGGACAUCGACAACAUGGCAGGAGUGUUUUACAUGCUCGCAGCAGCCAUGGCACUCAGCUUAAUAACCUUUGUCUGGGAGCACUUAUUUUACUGGAAACUCAGAUUCUGCUUCACUGGAGUCUGCUCAGAUAGGCCAGGAUUGCUGUUCUCAAUCAGCAGGGGUAUUUACAGUUGCAUUCAUGGAGUACACAUUGAAGAGAAGAAGAAGUCUCCUGACUUUUCUUUGACCAAUUCACAAACCAACAUGUUAAAACUGCUGCGAACAGCGAAAAACAUGACCAAUAUCAACCCUUCAAGAAUUGACUCCCCCAAAAGAACAGCUGAUUUUAUUCAGAGGGGUUCUUUGAUUAUGGACAUGGUCAUGGAUAAGGGAAACUUGGUAUUUUCUGAUAACAGAUCCUUUCAGACAAAGGACAACUUUUUUGGUGACAACAUAAGUGAACUGCAGACACUUCCUGGCAAUCGACACAAGGACAAUCUGAACAAUUAUGUUUUCCAAGGGCAGCAUCCUCUCACACUGAAUGAAUCCAAUCCAAAUACAGUAGAGGUUGCAGUAACAACAGAAACAAAAGUGAACUCCCGGCCCAGGCAGCUUUGGAUGAAAUCUGUUGAAUCUUUACGCCAAGAUUCUGUACGUCAGGGCCAAGGUUCCCAGAGAGAAAAUGGGUCUGAGGAAAACAGGCAGCUUUCAUUGAAAAGCCAAAGAUUCCUUCCUGAAGAGAUUGUCCAUUCAGAUGUCUCAGAGACAUCAAGCAGAGCUACUUGCCACAUGGAAGCUGAAAACAACAACAAGCACCACAAAACCAAGGACAAUUUUAAAAAAAGGACAGUAGCAUCAAAAUACCCAAAAGACACUAGUGAUGUGGAACUGACAUAUCUGAAAACCAAACAGGGCUCUCCACGGGAUAAAAUCUACACGAUUGAUGCUGACAAGGAGCCAGGAUUCCGCUUGGACACACCUCAGUACAUCGAAAACAUUGUCCUUCCAGAACCUGUAGAGCUUCCUGAUGCUUACCAAGAUCACAACGACAACUACAGGAAAGCCGAACACGCCAACAGGACUCCAUCACAUAAUGAAGACAGUCUUCCAAAUAAUGACCAGUAUAAACUCUUUGGAAAGCACUACACUCUCAAAGAAAAAAAUACUUCCCUAGGUGACAUGAACGAUAGGUUCAGGCAGAAUUCCACGCACUGCAGGAGCUGUCUCUCCAACAUGCCCACCUACGCGGGGCACUACUCGACCAGAUCUCCCUAUAAAUGUGACGCGUGCUUGCGGAUGGGGAACCUCUAUGACAUUGAGGAAGAUCAGAUGCUGCAGGAUACAACGAACUUAUCACUUCCUGAAGAAAUAUAUGAGCGUACUUGGUCACAAAGUAGUGCUCUGCAAUAUCAUAAAAAGAAUAAACUGAGGAUUAGCAGGCAACACUCUUUUGAUAAUAUCGCUGAUAAAUCCAGGGAAAUUGAUAUUGGAAGACCUUCUCGCAGUAUAAGCUUGAAAGAAAGAGAGAAAUUUCUUCAAAGUAGUCCAUAUGCAAGCAUGUUUAGUGUUCCCUCAAGCAAACUGUUGAGCAACAAGGCCUCACUUUUAACCCAUGCUCUGGAGGACAGUAAGAGGAGCAAGUCCCUGUACGCUGUUCACUCGGAUGAUAACCCCUUCCUGCACUCCUAUCGUGAUGACCAGCAUUUAUCUCUUAGGCGAAGCCCAGCUGAUCUUUAUAAACAUUCAUUGCCAACAAGAGGAAGAAAUGAUAAUUAUUUAAGGUCAUCCAUACAGUCUACAGCAUCAUACUCUUCCAGGGAUGGUCGGAUCCAUAAUGACAUGUACAUUUCAGAGCAUGUUUUGCCUUACGUUGCAAAUAGGAAUAGCUUGUACUCAACUCCAAGGGUUUUAAAUUCCUGUAGCAAUACACGUGUGUAUAAGAAAAGGCCUAGCAUUGAAUCAGAUGUUUAA